AUGGCAACACAUGAUCUACAAGGUCAACACAUAGACGAUGGUGCAGAGGACCACCAGAUAACAUGGGGUCGUCCUCACUCCAACAUGGCCUAUUUUGACGACGACAUUGAUUUCAACGUCUCUGCAAUAGUGGGUCAACAGGCAAGGCUUCCAUGCAAAGUGAUCAAUCUUGAUAAGAAAGAUGUAUCGUGGAUUCGACAGAGAGACCUGCAUAUUCUAACGGUGGGGAUCUUCACCUACACCAGCGAUGAUCGAUUCAAGGUGUUCCAUCCUGAAGGGAGUGACGACUGGUUCCUUGAGAUCAACCCCGUGACCUUCAGAGAUGCUGGUGUGUACGAGUGCCAGGUGUCAACGAGCCCCAAGAUUUUUCUGCCUGUGACACUCACUGUGGAAGUCCAACACGCGAGCAUCCACGGACCGAAGGAAAUCUUCAUCAAGAACGGCUCGACGAUCAGACUUUUCUGCGUCAUCAACACCCACUCGGAGAACGUCGGGGUCGUCAGCUGGUACCGAGACACGACCAAGCUGGAUUACGACUCUCCCAGGGGCGGCGUGAGCGUGGAAAUCGAGAAGACGCCCGAGAGGACCACUUCCAAGCUCUUCCUGACGCGGGCGCUGAAGGGGGACUCGGGAAACUACACGUGUGCGCCCAAGUUCGCUUUGGCAGACUCGGUCCUCGUCCACAUCGUUAACGGCGAAGAAUCGGCGGCGGUGCACACGGCCAGCUCAGCGAAUCUCGAGUGUAACAGGUUGCUUUUGAGUAGUUCCUUGUUAGUGGCACUCCUGGUUCGUGUUCGCCGGUGACACACGUGAAUAAAGUGAUCCAAGAGCUGAACCGGAAAUGGAGUCUCAUCAUCAUUUCAUUAGACUGGUAUGAAGAUAUUUUAGUUCAGGAAUUUUCAUAUAAUUUUCCCUUUUCUUCAUAAGGUUCGUUUCAUGCAAAUAGAGACAUCUUUCUCCGUGUAGGUUAUCAUGAAUCAGAUGUUAUAUAAGUACAUAUGUACAAUUACUCACGUACAUACACAUACUCACACACAAACACAAAAACACAAACACAAAUAUUUAUAAAUACAUAAACAUACAUGUGUACACAUAUAUGUAAACAUAGAUAUGAUAUACCAAAAGCAAAAAUAUAUAUUUAUCACGUUGACCAUGUCUAUAAAAUGUUAUAGAGACUCUGUAUUUAAUGUACCAUCUAGGAUUAUUAACUGUAUUUGGUGUUGUUAUAUAGAACGAUUUUGUUCCACUGUGUCACAAGAUGCUCCGACUUACCUGUAUAGAGUAUUAACACUCUUUUUGUAACUGGCUGUGAAGAUCUUUCUAUAUUUUGUAUACUGC
Penaeus vannamei (Pacific white shrimp) is the source of this 1338-nucleotide messenger RNA. Lineage: Eukaryota; Metazoa; Arthropoda; Malacostraca; Decapoda; Penaeidae. The record is from RefSeq and is a predicted model, not a curated record.